Messenger RNA from Sphaerodactylus townsendi, 4618 nucleotides. RefSeq names its product interleukin 16 (gene IL16). The coding region runs from base 219 to 4433 and encodes 1404 amino acids. Gene Ontology annotation, molecular function: cytokine activity; CD4 receptor binding. The record is from RefSeq and is a predicted model, not a curated record. NCBI's taxonomy places the organism in Eukaryota, Metazoa, Chordata, Lepidosauria, Squamata, Sphaerodactylidae. Gene Ontology annotation, biological process: induction of positive chemotaxis; leukocyte chemotaxis. The transcript has 21 exons.
AUUUCUAAAUCACCACAACCGUUUUUAUCUGAUGCAAAUUUAACGAACAGUAUCCUCUCCCCCCCCCCCACCAAAAAUUUAAUCCACUUGUGGCUGUGAAAUACAAAGAUCAUCUUUGUGACUCGAGAAAGGCUUUUGAACGGCAGUAAAAUGGAGGAGGAUACUGAAGUUGUCGAGGUACGUUAACAAGACCAGGAAGGAACUGGGGGCCAUCUGCCAUGGAGCAACAGAACAGCACCAAGAGCCGCAAGUCAAAAACUCUGCGUUCCAUUUCGCGCUCCCUUAUACUUUGCAACAGCAAGAAUAGUGACGAAGGGUCGAGCCCGGAGGAGAAGUACCCUAAUCCUUUUGAGACUCAGGCCACCUGGGAACAUAAGGAACCCAGUCCCUGUCCUCGCCUCCACUUAGCAUGCGCCUCGUUGAGUGACCGAGACCCUCCGGAUCCACUUGCAAUCGCUAGUAUGAUGCAGCUGAGUGGCAAGAACAUGAAACGGAAGUUCUUUGUCAAGGACAGCUGCAUCUGGAAACUGUGUAUCGCUACUGGGAAUGACGGGCUGGGAAUCCAAGUCUCCAGAACCCCCAACUGCUCUGUUUUCAGAAAAGAGUUCACCGUUAGCCAAGUGAUCGACGGAGGAGCUGCUCAUAGGGAUGGCCGUCUCAGCCUUGGUGACGAACUCCUAACCAUAAACGGACAAUCUCUGAAGGAGCUCUCCAGCAGAGAGGCAGAAUCGCUCAUCCAGUCCGCAAAAGGCUUGGUGAACUUGGUUGUAGCUAACAAGGAAUCCUCAGUUUGUUCUCACACAGAACGGACGACAAGCUUGGACAUGCAGAACGGUUCCAUUUUACAGACAAAAGCCAAAUGCCAGCGGACCCGCUGCAAUUCAGCCAGCGUGAGUCCAUACUGGAUUGGGGAUAUGGACAAUCCCAUCUCGAAGAAGUCAACGUCCCGCUACAGACAGGCCCAUUCUCUUUACAACAACAGAAAGUCGCUCUCUCAGCAGCUGGACUGUUCAGUGGGAAGAGCCCCUCCUCUUUCCAGAUCUUCACGAUCACUGAGCACCACCCAGCUCAUACAAGCUUCAUGUGGCUUGCAGGCCUCCGUCAUCUCCAACAUCGUUCUAAUGAAAGGCCAAGGAAAGGGGCUGGGAUUCAGCAUCGUAGGAGGAAAAGACAGCAUUUACGGCCCCAUCGGCAUCUACGUUAAGACCAUCUUUCCUGGAGGGGCUGCCGCUGCGGAUGGACGGUUACAAGAAGGGGAUGAAAUCUUGGAACUGAACGGAGAAUCCAUGCAUGGCCUAACACAUUACGAAGCCUUGCAGAAAUUCAAGGCCAAGAAAGGUCUUCUCACGCUAACGGUGCGCACGAGCCUCAGCACGUCACACUCAGCCGCUGCCUAUUUAUCGUCCCAUCUCUGCCAUUCAUUGAGCGCCACCAUGUGCAUUACCAAAGAAAACAGCUCCUUCAGCUCAGAAAGCAACACUUUCUCUUCAAACACCGCCAAUCCCAAUGACAGGAUCAUCAUGGAGGUCUCCUUAAACAAAGAGGCUGGUGUUGGCUUAGGGAUUGGAUUAUGCAAUAUCCCUUACUUCCAAUGCAUAUCAGGAAUAUUUAUCCAUACCCUUUCUCCGGGCUCGGUGGCUCACAUGGACGGAACGCUCAGGUGCGGAGAUGAAAUUGUAGAAAUCAAUGAAGCAUCUGUUCAAAGCAUGACUCUCAAUGAGGUUCACGCCGUCCUGAGCCACUGCAACCCUGGAGCUGUGCAACUUAUAAUCAGCAGGCACCCCGAUCCGCAGGUCUCUGAACAGCAGCUUAAAGAAGCCAUUUCCCAAGCUGUGGAAAGCAACAAGUUUGGAAGAGAGAGGCCUCAAUGGAGCCCCGAAGGUGUGAAAAGUCUGGAAACAAGCUGGCAGAAGAGACCUCCGUGUGAAAAAUACACAGAGAAGAACCCACCCUAUUUCAGCCCCCAGCCUCAAAAGAUCAUGAUCCGCUCCAGCAGCGACAGCAGUUACAACCCCAGGUCAUCUUGUGGAAACGGCCUCGCCUUCCAGCUGGCCGAUUUGAAAUCGAAAGGGAAUAGCGUUGAUGUGCCAGUGGCUCGACAGCAGGGCUCUGUGUCUUCUUCCUCACGGACCAGCCUAGAGAAGGCCUCUCCACCUGCUCUCAAAGAAGCCAAUCACCUCUCUCCGAAUCCCAAAAAGUCAGCGGAGAUCCUGGUUAGAAAACCCCGAUCGUCAAAACCCAAGCCUCCGCCAAGGAAGUACUUCAAACAAGACUGCCUCAAUCAUGAGGAGGCUCCCCAAGAAGGGAAACCGCAAUGCAACGGGAGUCCUCCACACUCACAGGAAGUGAGAGACACGUUGUGGCAGGGAACUAAAACAGUUACGGGUAAAACCCACAGCUCCUUUGCAAGUUCUUCAGCACUGAGCGCUGCAGAGCAGUCCAGGGUACGUUUAGCAGCAGCAGAGCAAGGAAAGAAAAUCAGCAAAGGGAAGACUCCUUCGUCAUCCCAAAGACCUGCCCUCAGAAGGCAAGCAAGAGUGGAUUACAGUUGGGAGGCCAGCACCGAGGACCCUUGGGUCAGGAUUUCGGACUGCAUCAAAAGCCUGUUUAACCCCGGCAUGCUGGAAGGCGGCCACCCCCUGAGCAUGCUCCCCAACGUCAACAGCAGCGAGGACAGCCAAGCCCCCAGCUGCUCCGAGGGGGUCCUGCGGAGAUCGGACACAGAAGAGGCAGAUCCCAAAGCUCCCCAGUCAUCCGACGAAGGAGACUUCAUGAAGAAAGGCCCACCAGUCGCGCCCAAACCGGCCUGGUUUCGCCAGAGCCUAAAAGGCUUCAAGAAAGGAAGUUCGGAUGUAGCGGCAUCGGCGGGGCAAAACACCGCUGAGCACCGGAGCGUUUUUGACAACGAAUUCGGCUCCAAGAUAAGCCGUUCCUCAGCUAGAGGGUCAUCAAUAAAGCAAAGAAUAAGCUCAUUUGAACAUCUGGGCACUCCACAAUCGCCUGAAAAGGGAAACAGAAAACUCAGCCCAAAGCUGUCAGCCGAGAAUGAAAACUCUCCCAGUAGAAGGGAGUCCAAACCGGCCACGGUGCAUCUGAACCAAAGUCUGCUGGGGAAUGUGGACCAUCCAACUGCUGAAGGCUCUUGCCGUCAAGCGUGUCUCGAUCCAAGUCUCCUCAGUUCCUCUUGUUGUCCAAGAGAGAAGCGCGGCCCCGGCUCAAAGACGGCCGCCAGCACCUUCCCCAAACUGCCUUUGCACUCAAUUCCUUCACAAGGCGUUGAGCCCGACUCACAAGUCACAAAAACGCCAGGCCAGAGGGCCCAGAGCUUCCCCCUCACCUCAGCCCAGUCCGCCGAAAUGCUGAAGAUCACAGAGGAAAAAUACAGCAACAUCUAUUCCAUCAGCAGCCACUUUUCAUCGGCUUUAAUGAAAUCAUUGCAUUCCCUUCCUCCGUCUCCGCAAAGUUCUGGGAAAAACCCGUGGAGAUCACAGGACGGAUCGCCAAAGCCUCACGCGGAUCAAAACGGAAUCGCUCUCUUUCAUGCAAGUGAGCCAUCUUCCUCGGAUACCAGCUUUUCACUUAACCUCUCAGAGCUGAGGGAUUUCGGUGCCAGUCUGACCGGCAAUGAAAAAGAGGAAGACGGGCAGAGCAGCAGUUCACUGCAAGCGGUGGGUGUCUCUGGGCAGGCCGUCAUCUGUCUCCUCACCACUGAAGAACUGAGAAAGCUCAUGGAGGAGGUGAAGUCUUUAGACGAGGCAACUUUAAAACAACUCAGUGAUAUUCAUGUCACAAUUCUACACAAGGAAGAAGGCGCGGGGCUUGGUUUCAGCCUUGCUGGAGGAGUAGACCUAGAAAACAAAGCUAUUACCGUUCACAGAGUCUUUCCCAGUGGAUUAUCAGCCCAAGAAGGAACCAUCCAGAAAGGAGAUGAAGUCCUAUCAAUUAAUGGGAAGUGUCUCAAGGGUGCUGCUCACAACGAAGCCCUGGAGAUCUUAAGAAGGGCUCGGCACCCGAAGCAGGCCGUGAUCGUCACUAGGAAGCCUCAAAAGGGAGAAACCGGCUUCAACAUUUCUGUCGACUCCUCUGCAUCAGAAGCGUCAACAGAUUCUCCAUCUGAAGACAUCAUCUUCACUGUCAAGUUGGAGAAGACGUCCGCAGGCUUAGGAUUCAGUUUAGAGGGUGGGAAAGGCUCCAUCCACGGAGAUAAGCCCAUAACCAUCAACAGACUUUUUAAAGGGGUGGCAUCAGAACAGAGUCCCAUGGUUCAGCCAGGUGAUGAAUUACUGCAGGUGCACACAACCCUGAUACAAGGACUAACCCGUUUUGAAGCCUGGAACAUCAUCAAGACAUUACCUGAUGGACCUGUUACAGCAGUCAUCAAGAGAAAAAAUUCCAGGGCCAGAUCAGCCGAAUCUCUUCGAGGAGAAGAAUAAACUCAAAACAAACCCAGGACUGCUUUUUUUUAAAGGACCUAAAAGCUUGCAUUUAUCACCGAAGCUACAGCCAAUUUCAGGACAGACAAUAUCUGGACCUUAACAGCAAGGGAAGGCAUGUGUGUAAUCGCUCAGUGUUUGUGAUUUCUACAUGAAUAAAGCAGCUGUUGUGAGCUGUUAACAAA